Messenger RNA from Strongylus vulgaris, 291 nucleotides. The record is from the annotation of a GenBank genome assembly. Lineage: Eukaryota; Metazoa; Nematoda; Chromadorea; Rhabditida; Strongylidae.
UGCCCACGUUCGGCUGAAAGCAAGUUCAGUGUAAGCGGAGACGUGGAUCGUCACGACCCUGGAACUGACGACGUAUUCGAACAGCCUAGAAUUUUCUAUAAGAAGGUCUUGAAUGAACAAGAGCGCACACGCAUGAUUGAAAACAUCUUCGACACGAUGAAAGAUUGUAAGUCGUACAUCCAGGACCGUGCCAUCCAGAAUUUCGGAAAGGUCGAUGCUGAACUUGGAAACAGAAUAAGAAAGCUGGUGGACACUUACAACUCUAAGAAACAAGCUCGACCACAUAUCUAA